Penicillium riverlandense is the source of this 1104-nucleotide messenger RNA. Its product is annotated as nitronate monooxygenase. Bases 1 to 1104 code for a protein of 367 amino acids. The transcript has a single exon. The record is from RefSeq and is a predicted model, not a curated record. Gene Ontology annotation, molecular function: nitronate monooxygenase activity. Lineage: Eukaryota; Fungi; Ascomycota; Eurotiomycetes; Eurotiales; Aspergillaceae.
AUGCCACAAAACACCCUCCACCAAACCUACCCAUGGAUAUCACCCUCCAAACCCCCACUAGCCAGCGCGCCAAUGCUGAACAUCGCGACCGCGAAAUUGGCCAUCUCCGUCUCAAACGCCGGCGGAAUCGGGUUCAUCGCCGGCGGAUACAACCUGUCAGGUCUAUCAACCGAGCUCAUCAACGCAAGCAAGCAAACCACAUCCCUGCACCCGACAAAUCCCCUUCCCGCCUUCUACACCGAUACAGGACUCCUACCGCUGGGAGUGGGCUUCCUGAACUGGGGCGCCGACAGAGCGCAAGCAAUAUCAAUCCUGAAGGAACAUCCUCCCGCCGCAGUAUGGCUAUUCGCACCUACGAACAUGCCCGACGAUCUACUCGAGUGGGUGAAUGAGAUCCGCGCUAUAACUCCCAGAAGCAACACUACAUCCAAAACCCAACAACGAAUCCAAAUCUGGGUCCAAAUGGGAACAGUCCACGAAGCCCUCUCCACACAGCAAACACUGCACCCAGACGUCAUGGUCGCACAGGGCAGCGACGCAGGCGGACACGGACUCGCUCGCUCGGCCUCGCUCAUGACCCUUCUUCCAGAAAUAUGCAGCACAUUACCGGAACUAACACAGACACCAAUUCUCGCAGCAGGGGGGAUAAGCACGGGUCGCUCGCUCGCCGCAGCACUCGCACUCGGCGCCGUAGGCGCAGUAAUGGGGACGCGGUUCCUGGCCUGCGCAGAGGCGAAUAUCGCCACGGGUUACCAGCGCGAAAUACUACGGGCGACGGAUGGUGGGACGAGUACGGUGCGGUCUACGGUUUAUGAUUCCGUACGAGGGAUACAUGGGUGGCCUGGGCGGUAUGAUGGGCGGGGGCUUGUGAAUCGGAGCUAUAUUGAUGCUGUGGAGGGGGGUAUGGAUGAUGAGGAGAAUCGGAGGUUGUACCGAUUGGAGAUUGCAAAGGGCGAUGAUGGAUGGGGUCCUCGGGGUAGGAUGACGACGUAUGCUGGGACCGGGGUGGGACUUGUAAAUAGAGUGCUCUCUGCGGAUGAGAUAUUGGGCGAGGUUUGGGAGGGUAUGAAGGGUGUUAUUGAGGGGUUGACGGCGUGGCAGUGA